Puccinia graminis f. sp. tritici CRL 75-36-700-3 is the source of this 764-nucleotide messenger RNA. RefSeq lists its product as uncharacterized. The transcript is spliced from 2 exons. Bases 269 to 574 code for a protein of 101 amino acids. The record is from RefSeq and is a predicted model, not a curated record. NCBI's taxonomy places the organism in Eukaryota, Fungi, Basidiomycota, Pucciniomycetes, Pucciniales, Pucciniaceae.
CACCGGUGUCCACUGCCCCAUUAAAAACCUGAGACCCACCCUAGAGGCUACACAGCUCGGAUGCUAACUCCCGAGCGAGAGUCCUGACAACCACAACCUGACUGGCAACCCCACUGCAAUCCUCAUCGACGUGGGCUAUAAAGCUCGCCCUCGACCGCCCACAGUUGCUCUCUCCCCCAUCCCAUCCAUCAUCUUCUUUCUAUCACACACCCCAGAAAACAAACAAACCUUCGCAUUUUUCCUUCAUCUACAAACAAACCCAACAACCAUGCUUGCCCGCGCCUUCCUUUCGUCGGUUUCGUGUCUCCUCCUACUUGGUGGCCUUGCAGCCUACCAACCUGCACCCCCGAAUGCCCGGUACAUCUGCAACGGGUCGAAGACCGUCGUCGCUGUCGUCAACCCCGACACUCAACACGUCUCUCGUGUCGACGAUCAGGGCAACAUGAAAGACACGCCCAGCGGGUUCUGCAAAUGCACCGGUACAUCGUUCAGCUGUGACGCCCCGCCAGACUUCUACAUCCCCGACGGACCCCAUCUCACUUGCACCCAAGAGGGAUCCAAAACUUGUUACUGAAUUCCCGCUUCGGCGACUCUCCGUGAUCGUUUCCUGAAUCCCUUUUCUUCCCACGUCAAGAUGUAUAAAGAGUUAGCUACUUUUUGGACAGAUUCCACAAAAUCGUUUCGUCUUUUUGUGUCUUGUUUUUCUCUCUUCCCCAUCGGGUGGAGUUCGCAAUUGUCAAGUAACAAUCAAGACUUCUAAAAUA